GUCCGCGAGCAGGCACGUCUCGGAGCCCGCCAGUUCGCAGGCGCCGGGGCCGCGCCUGUCUGGCAGCUGAGGCUGCGCAGCCGCACGUCGCCCGACGCUGAGGCCGGAUUCAUGUGGAAGCUGCUCCCCCACGCGGGCUCGGCCCGAGAACCACACCGACUUCUGACGGAUGUGGAGUACGUGGUGGGGAGGAAGAACUGCGGCGUCCUCCUGGAGAACGACCCGUCCGUCAGCCGCAGUCACGCCGUGCUGGCCGCCCGCUUUCCCGGGACCAGCCUGAGUCAACCACAUGAAAUCCCUGUAUUGACAAUAAAAGACAAUUCUAAGUAUGGUACCUUUGUUAAUGAGGAAAAAAUGCAGAAUGGCCUUUCUCAGACUUUGCAGCCAGGGGACAGAAUUACUUUUGGAGUGUUUGAAAGUAAAUUCAGAGUGGAGUAUGAGCCUCUGGUCGCAUGCUCUUCUUGUUUAGAUGAGUCUGGGAAAAAUGCUUUGAAUCAAGCCAUACUGAAGCUGGGAGGACUCACUGUAAACAACUGGACCGAAGAGUGCACUCACCUGGUCAUGAUGUCAGUUAAGGUCACCAUUAAAACAAUAUGUGCACUCAUUUGUGGACGUCCAAUUGUAAAGCCAGAGUAUUUUACUGAAUUUCUUAAAGCAGUUCAGUCCAAGAAACAGCUUCCACAAAUUGAAAGUUUUUACCCACCAAUUGAUGAGCCAGCCAUUGGAAGUAAAAAUAUUGAUCUGUCAGGACGGCAAGAAAGAAAACAGAUCUUCAAAGGGAAAACAUUUGUAUUUCUGAAUGCCAAGCAGCAUAAAAAAUUAAGUUCAGCAGUUGUUUUUGGAGGAGGAGAUGCUAGGUUGAUAGCAGAGGAAAAUGAAGAAGAAGAGAGUUUCUUUUCGGCUCCUGGAACGUGUGUUGUUGAUGUAGUAAUGACAAAUUCCCAGCCCUUAAUUUCUGACUCUCAGAAAAAAUGGAUUCACUCAGUUAUGGAUAUGCUCCAAAGGCAGGGUCUUAGACCUAUUCCUGAAGCAGAAAUUGGAUUGGCAGUGAUCUUCAUGACCACAGAGAAUUACUGUGACCCUCAGGGCCAGCCCAGUACAGGACCCAGGACAGCCACCCCAGGGCCGAGCCUUUCCCAAGGCUUGUCCGUCAAAGAGGAGCUCCUGCCCAGCGCCCCCGGGAACACUGUGACCUGCGUGGCCGACUCGGCGUCGGAGCGAGCAGACACGUGCAUGGAUCUAAGCGAAAGGCCAGAAGAAAUCGAAGUCUCCAGAAUGGAACAGAAAUUCAGAAUGCCUUCACCGGAGACAUUCCCUGUGAAGGAACCCCCCAAAAGGAGCUCUGACCGCACUUCUGUGGGACCAAACGCUCCAGUCAGGGCGGAGAUCCCCGACUAUCAGCUCUCCCCAGUGAAGCUCCCCGGUGUCAACAGAGGUGGAGGUGGGGCUUCCCAGCAGCUGCAGACCGGCUCCAUCCGAAACCACUUCCAGCCAGACCGCAGGAAGAGGGAAAGGGAUGAAGAAAAUCAAGAAACGUCUUCAUUUAAAUCAGCAAGAAUGGAAAUGUCUUGUUCUCUCCUGGAACCCACACAGCCUGCCACACCCUCACUGUGGGCACGCGGCGGGCAGCCUGCGCCGCAGAGGGGGCCCGUGGGGGAGGAUCCAGGCGGCUUCUUCACAUACACAGAGUCCAAGUCCACUUGGAAAACUUCUGCCAGUAAACCUCUUUCUGCAGAGAAACUAAGACCAGAAAAAAGGAAGAUGGAUGAUUUAGCCAUAGAAAAUGAAGUGCUGGAAGAGUUACUCAAGGACACAAAGCCAGAGCUAGACACGGAGGUGCCAGUGCCGGCACCAGAGGGAGCUGUCCACAGCAGAAAGGUGCCGAGGCUGGAUGCAGAAACAAAUGGCUCUCCUGAUGACCGAGCCGUGCCACAGAGUCACACGCCAUCUCAAGAAAAUGAAAUUGGGAAGAAAUGUGAGACCAAGAAAGAAUCACUGCCAUCAACUAAAGAAGAGCCAUCUAACAAUGACAGGCCCCAGAGUAUUGAUGAGAUGCCUCUGAGGAAGGUGUUGCUGACGGAGUUCAGGUCCCUGGUGGUGAGUGGCUUUGCCUCCAGAAAUGCCCCCAGUGUCAAGGGUGAUCCUGGUCCAUUGAAGAAUUUCAAGAAAUUCAGAAAGGUUGCAUUUUCAGGAGCAGGAAAACUUCCACAGAUCAUUGGAGGAUCAGACCUGAUAGCCCAUCAUGCUCGGAAGAAUACAGAAUUAGAAGAGUGGUUAAGGCAGGAAAUGGAGGCGCAAAAUCAACAUGCAAAAGAAGAGUCCCUUGCUGAUGAUCUCUUUAGAUACAAUCCUAACAUAAAAAGGAGAAGAUAGAUAACCGAGGUUGUUAUGAAGAAGACAUGGAAAAACAUUUCCUGCCCACAUUACUUCCUGUUUCCUCUGGAUUCAGGGGUUCAAGUUACAAAUGCUCUCUAGCCUGAAUUCGUUAAAUAAAAUGCAUAAAACUCCA
Eptesicus fuscus (big brown bat) is the source of this 2509-nucleotide messenger RNA. RefSeq names its product nibrin (gene NBN). Gene Ontology annotation, biological process: telomere maintenance; double-strand break repair via homologous recombination; mitotic G2 DNA damage checkpoint signaling. Lineage: Eukaryota; Metazoa; Chordata; Mammalia; Chiroptera; Vespertilionidae. Bases 112 to 2373 code for a protein of 753 amino acids. The record is from RefSeq and is a predicted model, not a curated record. The transcript has 16 exons. Gene Ontology annotation, molecular function: damaged DNA binding; protein binding. Gene Ontology annotation, cellular component: nucleus; Mre11 complex.